Puntigrus tetrazona (Sumatra barb) is the source of this 1460-nucleotide messenger RNA. RefSeq lists its product as uncharacterized. Gene Ontology annotation, molecular function: phospholipid scramblase activity. Gene Ontology annotation, cellular component: plasma membrane. The transcript is spliced from 10 exons. Bases 298 to 1086 code for a protein of 262 amino acids. The record is from RefSeq and is a predicted model, not a curated record. Lineage: Eukaryota; Metazoa; Chordata; Actinopteri; Cypriniformes; Cyprinidae. Gene Ontology annotation, biological process: plasma membrane phospholipid scrambling.
UAAAGAGAUUUUCCUGCCGUCAGUCUCUUUCGGUUUUCAGUAAGGGGUGUGUUCGUGAGGAGAUUGUUUCCCGGGAAGGAAACUCGUGCGCGGUGUGUGAGGCAGAUAAAGAGCGAAGAGAAACACUGUAAACGUCGCCCACUAAAAUAAUAACAAUAUAGAAAAAUACCGGCCUCUUUUCGAGCGGAAUUGGAGUUAAAUUUAAGUAUAAAGGACUACGACACGAGACCAACGGCAACGGUAUCCACAGCACUUCCCUCUUGACAAGUAACAGAGCGUAGUUUGCAGCUUUCCACCAUGGCGACAAAUAAUGGUUACCCAAUUGACCUCCAACCACAGAAAAAUUCAAUGAAUCCCGCGCCUCCUUAUAACCAGGGACCAGCCAUGCCAGGCCAGGGUCAAGUUCCCGUGAUGCCAGUUCCACAAAGACCCGCUGGCUGCCCUCCAGGACUGGAGUACCUGACCCAGAUUGAUCAACUUCUUGUACAUCAGAAAGUUGAGCUGGCAGAAGUGAUAUUGGGCUGGGAGACCAAUAAUAAGUACACAGUGACGAACAGUAUGGGGCAACAGGUGUUCUUUGUGGCUGAGGAGAACGACUGCUGUAAUAGACAGUUCUGUGGGCCGCUGCGUUCGUUCGUCCUCCACGUUCAGGAUAACAUGGGACAGGAAGUGAUGACACUCACUCGUCCUUUGAAGUGCGGAAGCUGCUGUUUUCCCUGCUGCCUGCAAGAGCUUGAAAUCCAGUCUCCACCUGGCAACCCGAUUGGAUACGUGAUCCAGAAUUGGCAUCCUUUCGUUCCCAAGUAUACCGUCCAGAAUGAGAAAAAGGAAGCCGUUCUGAAGAUCGUGGGGCCGUUCUGUUCAUGCAGAUGUUGCGCUGAUGUGAACUUUGAUGUUUUGUCUGUGGACGAAUCAACAAAGGUUGGCCGAAUCGCUAAACAAUGGACAGGUCUGGUGAGGGAAGCUUUCACCGAUGCAGACAAUUUUGGAAUCUCCUUUCCUAUGGAUCUGGACGUGAAGAUCAAAGCUGCUCUUUUCGGAGCGUGUUUUCUUAUAGACUUCAUGUUCUUCGAACACAAUAAAUAAUUUAUUUUCUGGAUGUCAUUGUUUCAGCAUUUCGAACGUAUGAACUCCUCCUCAGCUCUCAACAUGUUAACCGUGGAUUCAAAUGUGGAUCACUCAGCUAAAUUUUAUAUUAUAUCAUACAUAUUAUUAUGUGCAGGUGUAUUCUUUCACUACUGUUCCUGAGCCACCACUAGGUGACAGCAGUUCCCUUUAUCAUAAUGUUGACAUACUCUUUGUAUUACCAAAGUACCUGCUCUAAAAGCUUCGCCAAAAACGAAAUGCAAACUAUUAAAAUUAUUUUUUUAGUACAAUAUAAGCAAAAUGUUAACCGCUUAAUUUUGCCCAAUUUGUUUGUGUGCUUAUAAUAAACUGUAGAAUAAAGUGUUAUACAUCAA